CAUCACUCUUGCCAUGGCGUCGGCUGCCCAUGAUGGCAGUCACCCCGCCACACCCCACAACCCCAGGCAGCAGCAGAACCCUCCCCAGCCCUCUGCUCGCCCUGCUGACCAUCGUAAUGCCUCUGAGUCAGUCCAGCAGCAGCUGCAGCAGCAGGAGCUGUCGUACCUGCCCACACCCAGUAUGGAGGAGCCGGCCGUCACCGACAAGACCGACAAGACGGCAGACAAGCCACAAGCGGAGCCGUCGCCCGCACCAGCUCCAAAGGAUGAACCAACUGAGCCCGCCACCGUCAGCCCACCAAACGAAGACGCCGAUGAGGCCAACGACGCAGUGCCAAUGACGAGGGAGGGUGGCAACGGUCAGGGCCGCCGCAGUGCAGUGGAGCCUGCAGCUGCUGGUGUGGAGCAGCCGGUCGUCAUCCCCGCUGCUGCUGGUGUUGGUGCUGCGAGGGGACGCGUCGUCGUCGAGGACGCCCAGGCGUCCAUCCGCACCAAAGACGGCAGAGAGCCGGUGAGCACUGCAUGUCUUGGGAUGGGGAUGAGCAAUUUGGUUCUGAGUCUGGAACCUCUUGGUCCAUGUGUUUCGUUGCAUUUCGGCUGUGCAGAUGAAGCGGCGCCUGACCCAGCAGCAGUGGGAGGACGUCGUGAUCGAGUGCCGCGUACGUAUGCACACGUCAUGUCCACAGGGAAGGGGUGCAGCUGCACAGACCUUGAUGACAUUGUGUGUCUUGUUCUCUUUGUGUACCUACCGCUGCAGAGGGCCGUGGCCAAGGCCGUCGAGAGCACCACCCUGUGCGUCGACAGCACCAUCCCCACUCGUGAGGGGCUCCACGGGUUUGUGGAGGUGCUGUACGACACCACCACCAAAAGGCGGCUGGCUUACAAGAUCUUCAAACACUACGAGUGCGACGGCCGGGUAUGAAGAGCGAAGAGUACCAACGGGGAUUCCUGCAUGUGUGAAGGUGCGGCUCCCCUUUGUGUGUGUGUGUGUGUGUGUGUGCAGGAUGAGGAGGGCUUCGUGAUUAACGGGUGGGACCUGGCCGCUGCCGUCGACGUGCAGCAUGACAACGUCAUCGCCGUCCCCCGCACCCUCAAGGUGCGAAGCCGUCACGCCACCGUCAAGGUGGUCGUGAUGGCUUUCUGCAACGGUACGUGGCAGAGAUUCCGAGCAAUGCGAUCGUCCAUCGGUGCACACACAUACUCUUCGCUUCUCGUUUGUGGUCACUCACCUUCAGGCGGCACGUUGGCGGACGACGGCUUUGUCGACGUGCUGGGGGAGGAGAGGGAGCCGGUGCUGAUGCCGCUGCUGCGGCAGGCCCUGCAGGGCCUCCUGCACCUCCACAGCAAGCGGCUCUGCCACACCGACAUGCUGGUAGGUGGAAGAACGACUCGCAUAUUCAUUGGUCCACGCUGACUCACAGCGCUCUCAUUGCGUGGUUCAGGGGGCCGAGGACUGCCCCGGCGGGAAUCUGGCCCUCAGCAUCGACACCGUGUCACGGGAGGGGAGGCUGGUGAUAAUCGACCUCGACAGGAUGGAGCAGCACGAGGAAGCGGAAGAAGACGACUUCGUAAGUCCAUCAGCCAGGAUUUGGAAAUGGGACGCUAAUCACUUUCCCCUUUCGUUGCUCUCUGCCUGUCUGUCUGUCUGUCUGUGUAUGGGUGAAUGUUUGCAGCGAUACGAGACCAAAGCUGACUCCAAGGCUGUCGGGUUCGUUUUCGACCACCUGCUCGGGGACAGGAAGGUGAUAUACACACACACGGCAGAAGCGCCGGCAUGAGUGCACACUUCAUCAAUACCAUGAAUGCGUGCAGAGCGAGGAGGGCGAAGAGAUAGUGCACCGCCUCAAGGGCGCCAUCUACAGAGCUGAGCAGGUGAGGACACAGAGGCUCGCCUAACCACACAUCCACACAUAGGUGUGGUUUACCCUGCACACACCGGGUUGCCUGUGUCUCUGUCGAUUUCAUUCACUCAGGCCGUCGAAGAGAUCAACGACUACUGGAUGCCCAAGCACGGCCACCGGGCGUCCACAAAGGUGGACUUCGUCCCCCUCCCGCCCCUGCCCAAGAAGUCCUAGCUGAAGCCGCUGUCAUCGUCCCCCGCCGCCCCGCCCGACACACCGCCCCCCCAGUGGGUAAAGCCCCACAGGGCGGCCAUCCCCACACACGAGGAGCUGCGGAGGAGGGAGGAGAGGGCGUGGAGGGGCAGGUGGGAUGGCGGCAUGGUCAAGGGGGCGACGGCCAAGGUGGACACAGGCCUGCGCCGGCCAGCGGCCCGCCCCCCACCAGCCCGCCCCAGCCCCAGCCGACAAUAAGAAGGAGAUGGAGAGCGGUCCGCCUACACAAUCGCAGCAACAGGGGCUGACUGCGCAUGUGUGAGUUUGUCUGGGUGUGAGUUUGUCUGGAGGAGUGCUUGGCUGUGAGUGUGCCGCGUGUGGCGGUUGAGACACCGGAGUUUGGAGCCAUGAUGGCAGUGGUAUGAAUGCUUUGAAAAAGUG
Messenger RNA from Vitrella brassicaformis, 2495 nucleotides. Lineage: Eukaryota; Vitrellaceae. The record is from the annotation of a GenBank genome assembly.